Arabidopsis arenosa is the source of this 1467-nucleotide messenger RNA. The record is from the annotation of a GenBank genome assembly. NCBI's taxonomy places the organism in Eukaryota, Viridiplantae, Streptophyta, Magnoliopsida, Brassicales, Brassicaceae.
CUUCUUCUUCACAUACUUUCUUCUCCAGCAAAAUUAUUCAGUCUGAGUCAAAAUUAGGGUUUGAAAUUUGCUGCCUCUGAUCAGUGAGUGAAGAAAGUUUGGAGCUUUGAGUAACUUUAACAAUGGAGGUAUUUGGAAAAUCUCAUGUGGUUGGCUCUGCUAAUGUUAUUUACUUGUCUGCUUUAUUGGGUCGCGAUGGACCCAAUCCGUGUCACAAAUGUGAUUGGAAAUGCGAGAAUGAGAAUGUUUGUGGGAAUAUGUACCGUUGCAAACUAACUGGGUUGACUCACGUCUGUGACAAGAACUGCAACCAAAGGAUUUUGUAUGAUAACCAUAACUCUUUGUGCCGAGCUAGUGGUCGGAUAUUCCCGCUUUCUUCGGCUGAGGAACAGGCGGUUAAAGGAGUUCGGAGGAAGCUUGAUGAUGAGAGUCAACAACCCUCUGAAAGUUGUGUUAAGCGUCGUCGGCGUGAUGCUCAGUUUCAUUCUUCUCCUUUCGAGAGGUCUUUUGCUGCUGUGAGCCCAAUUUGCAGCCAAGCUGGAGAUGGAAUGGAGAUGAACUAGAUCUUUGUUGAUCUUUUAUAUCUCUUGAGAGGCUUUUCUUUUAUCUCACCUAGAAUAACUUCCUUUCCUUUUUCAUUUUGGACAACUAUGCAAUAAGAGACAUUAUUCCAUGUGCUCUUCCAGAGAGACUAGGCUUAGCUCUCUGUCUGAAGAAGCACUUUAUCUUAGUAUUGUUGAACUCUAUGUAGUAUUUAACGUAGGAGAGACUUUAUAAUUCUGCUACUACUCUUUCUGGACGUUCUUGUUUUGAUAUUAUUAGGUGAAGUAGAAAAUGUAGAAUAACACGCUUGUUUCAGCUUUCUUUCUAGUGCUGUCUGAUAUUCUCCUCGCGCACCUUAAGUUUCUCCUCGUAUAUGGACACAGUGUCAAAGCAGCCUUUGUUUAUCUUUGUAUCUUGUUUUGCUUGCUUCGACUGGUACAAGAUACCAUUGGUUAUUCCUGUCAGUUUAUUGCGACAGGUUUUUGUCACAUUGCUGAAAAUUGCAGUGUAGGUUUCCACCAGGUUCUUGAAGACAAAAUUAUUUCUGGUUUGUCAUCCUGUAGAAUAUUCCCCUUCAUCUUCUCAAUGGAGACAUUAUUGUAAACUAUACUUUGUUAAGAUCAAUUUCCUUCCUUUCCUUGUUUAAUGAGCACUAGAAGUUCUGAAAUUAUUUUCUGUUUGUGCAGGUUUCAUAAUCUUGCAAUGCAAGAGAGUUUUAGUUACCAUUAUUCUCUGUACAAUGAUAAGACUGUUAUUUUUCUUAAUUCUCAGUGUUUGAUGAGUAAGUCUAACAAUUGAAAGCUUUAACCUUUCUUUGUAGGUAGGUCUAUGUUUGUGCUCAGCAGGCAACUACGCGCAAUUUGUAAACUGAUGAUCGAGACAUUAGAGGAAGGACAGUUGUCGAAAGAAAUGAUACCCAACAUG